Molecule: messenger RNA, 2128 nt
Organism: Aspergillus pseudonomiae
Lineage: Eukaryota; Fungi; Ascomycota; Eurotiomycetes; Eurotiales; Aspergillaceae
Product: glucose-6-phosphate isomerase
Exons: 3
Coding region: 197-1858 (553 amino acids)
Biological process (GO): glucose 6-phosphate metabolic process; glycolytic process; gluconeogenesis
Cellular component (GO): cytosol
Molecular function (GO): monosaccharide binding; carbohydrate derivative binding; glucose-6-phosphate isomerase activity
Source: RefSeq, a predicted model, not a curated record
CCGGACCCCAGCACACCGGUUGACGCCAUAGGAUUCAGGCCAUUGUUUGUCUGCCCACCUACAAGCGUCAUCUGCCCCUCCGCGACUCCCGCUGUCUUUUUCCCUCCGUUUCUUUCCCAUUCAUCCAUUCUUCUUGGACAUUCGUCUUGGUGACUUUCUCUUAUAAUCAGAUUUUCAAGAAACAAAAGCCAUCACCAUGCCACCUUUCUCGCAGGCCACCGAGCUCUCCGCCUGGAAGGAGCUCCAGGAGCACCACACCGCUGUCGGUCGUAACAUUGUCCUGAAGGAGGCCUUCGAGAAGGACCCUCAGCGCUUCGAGAAGUUCAGCCGGACCUUCAAGAACACUGUCGACAACUCGGACAUCCUCUUCGAUUUCUCUAAGAACUUCCUCACCGAGGAGACCCUCUCCCUUCUGGUCAAGCUGGCCAAGGAGGCCAAUGUUGAGGAGCUCCGCGAUGCUAUGUUCAAGGGUGAGCACAUCAACUUCACUGAGGAUCGUGCUGUCUACCACGCUGCUCUCCGCAAUGUCUCCAACGAGCCCAUGCAAGUCGAUGGCAAGAGCGUUGUCGAGGAUGUGAACUCCGUGUUGGAGCACAUGAAGGAGUUCUCCGAACAGGUCCGCAGUGGUGAGUGGAAGGGUUACACUGGCAAGAAGAUUGAUACCGUCAUCAACAUUGGUAUCGGUGGUUCGGAUCUUGGUCCAGUUAUGGUCACCGAGGCCCUGAAGCCAUACGGUGCUGCGGGCAUGAAGCUGCACUUUGUCUCCAACAUUGAUGGAACUCACAUUGCCGAGGCCCUCAAGGACUCCAAUCCUGAAACUACCCUCUUCCUGAUCGCUUCCAAGACCUUCACCACCGCAGAGACUACUACCAACGCGAACAGCGCUAAGAAGUGGUUCCUCGAGACUGCCAAGGAUGAAUCUCAUAUCGCCAAGCACUUCGUUGCCCUUUCCACCAACGAGGCCGAGGUCACCAAGUUCGGCAUUGACAAGAAGAACAUGUUCGGCUUCGAAUCCUGGGUGGGUGGUCGCUACUCCGUCUGGAGUGCUAUUGGUCUCUCCGUUGCCCUCUACAUCGGUUAUGAGAACUUCCACCAGUUCUUGGCUGGUGCCCAAGCCAUGGACAAGCACUUCCGUGAAACUCCUCUGGAGCAGAACAUUCCCGCCAUUGGUGGUUUGCUGAGUGUGUGGUACAGUGACUUCUUCGGUGCCCAGACUCACCUGGUUGCACCUUUCGAUCAGUACCUGCACCGAUUCCCUGCCUACCUGCAGCAGCUCUCCAUGGAGAGCAACGGCAAGGCCAUUACCCGCUCUGGUGAAUACGUCAAGUACACCACUGGCCCCAUCCUGUUUGGCGAGCCUGCCACCAACGCCCAGCACAGCUUCUUCCAGUUGCUCCACCAGGGCACCAAGCUCAUCCCGUCGGACUUCAUCAUGGCUGCUGAGUCCCACAACCCUGUCGAGGGUGGCAAGCACCAGCGCAUGCUCGCAUCCAACUUCCUUGCUCAGUCUGAGGCCCUGAUGGUCGGUAAGACCCCCGAGCAGGUCAAGACCGAAGGCGCCCCCGACAACUUGGUACCCCACAAGACCUUCCUUGGAAACCGCCCCACCACUUCGAUUCUGGCUCAGAAGAUCACUCCCUCCACUCUCGGCGCUUUGAUCGCGUACUACGAGCACCUCACCUUCACCGAGGGUGCCGUCUGGAACAUCAACUCCUUCGACCAGUGGGGUGUGGAGCUGGGCAAGGUUCUUGCCAAGAAGAUCCAGCAGGAGCUGGAGACCUCUGGCGCUGGCGCUGGUCACGAUGCUUCAACCAGUGGCCUGCUGGCCGCCUUCAAGCAGAAGGCCAAUCUGGCAUAGGUGUUGCCAUUGGGUAAGCCGGUCAUAAAUUGAACGGACAAAAAAGGAGUAUAAUUUUUCCAUCUUGACGAGGAUAUGAAGAGUCACCUUUCUGUUAAUUAGUCAUAUCCCAUUGAAUGAGAUAUGUGUAGUAAUUUUCAAUAUUCGCUCCAUUUCUAGGUCAAUGUAAUUGUAGCGAGAGCAAUGGUUGCGACCCGAGGAAGUUGAAAUGACACGGUGUAGUUCAUUGCAUGGAGACGGGACUUGCCUUCCGUUGGCAAGAUUGGCCCA